CCUAGCUAGAACGCGCCGCGGUUGAUGGACACAAAGGGGGCUUGGUGGGGAAAUUUUACACCACUUCAGAGUUUACAGUGCAGUCUCUAACACCCUUACGGAUAGAGCGCGUGUGCCGUGGAAAUUUCUCUUUGAACAGACAAUGGUUUACGGAGCUUUAGUUGGGAUAGUAUCCGCUCAGAUCCUGGGGGCGCUGUGGUACUCUCCCCUGGUUCUCGGCAACGCAUGGAUGAGGGCCGCCUUUCCUGGGAAAACCGAAACGGAAAUACGUGCAGUGAACAAUGGUUCCAAGGCGAUGUACAUAGCCCUGGUCACGUACUCUGUCCUGUGCAUUCUGAUCAACUUUGCUCUGGGAGCAUUGCUGAGAUCCGGGUCCUGUGUAGAUGCCGCAGUGAGAGGCGUUCUGAUCUCCAUAGUAGUCACCCUGAUGGACUUUGUGCAUUGCGCGUUUUCCGCUCGUUCAUUGGUCGUAUUUGUCAUUGACCACGCCUUCGAUACCUGCGUCAUCAUUUUGAUGUGCGUCUGCAUUGCAACUAUUGGUUGAUUAUCAUAUACAGAACGCUAGAUCUGAAGCAGAUAUUAUUGUGCCAUAAAAAGGUCUAUCAUAUAGUAUAUUUUUAUUAUUAUAUAGAAAGACGACAUCUGAAUUUUUCUUUUUCUUUUUACCUCAUAAAUACAAUGCAGAGGUAGCUUAGUAGAUAAAUGUACAUGGGAUAUUUCAAUGUUUUUUGCUUUAAUGAUUCAUUAUAGCUGAUGAAUACCUUGUGAUGCAGAUACACUUAUAUUUAGCGAGUAAAAUCUAAUAAAAAUGGCCAUGCUGUUACUAGCACCAUCUCGUUACAUUAUAGUUUCAACAAAUACAGUGGGUAAUUUCAGGGAACAUCUUGCUCCCAAUGGUGUCAGUUCAUGUUGUAAAGUUAUUUUUUACUCACAUUAAGGCCUAGCACUUUUUUGUUUAGUUUACCUCUUUUUAAAGUCUAUGCACGCAUGCGUAGCAGUAAGUAAUCUUAAUUUUGAUGAAUUGAUGGGGGGAAAAGAAGCUGUAGAUAGUCUUCAUAAAGUUUAAUGUUAAAUAGUACUAUUUUAUAUGUGUAGAUUUGUAACGGAUUUUUAUGAUGUAGUUAAUUAAUAAACCUUGGUGUUUUUCUCUUUAAA
Messenger RNA from Ostrea edulis (European flat oyster), 1155 nucleotides. RefSeq lists its product as uncharacterized. The coding region runs from base 143 to 544 and encodes 133 amino acids. The record is from RefSeq and is a predicted model, not a curated record. The transcript is spliced from 3 exons. NCBI's taxonomy places the organism in Eukaryota, Metazoa, Mollusca, Bivalvia, Ostreida, Ostreidae.